Messenger RNA from Medicago truncatula (barrel medic), 2022 nucleotides. Its product is annotated as acetate/butyrate--CoA ligase AAE7, peroxisomal. The coding region runs from base 99 to 1799 and encodes 566 amino acids. Lineage: Eukaryota; Viridiplantae; Streptophyta; Magnoliopsida; Fabales; Fabaceae. The record is from RefSeq and is a predicted model, not a curated record. The transcript has 3 exons.
AGCUGAAAAGUGAGAGUAUAAAUAUAAACACAGAACAGUAGAGAAUUGGUCGUCCAUUUCUGUCUUACACACACACGGAACGGAAGAACGCAGUGGCGAUGGGUACGAAACAAGACAUAGACGACCUUCCAAAGAACGCGGCAAACUACACAUCCUUAACACCUUUAUGGUUCUUAGAAAGAGCAGCUCAGGUUCAUCCAACUAGAAAAUCCAUCAUCCAUGGAUCCCGUCACUACACAUGGCGUCAGACUUAUCAACGCUGCCGUCGAUUCGCCUCCGCUCUUUCCAACCGUUCCAUUGCUCUCGGAAACACCGUAGCUGUUAUUGCACCCAAUAUUCCAGCUCUCUAUGAAGCUCAUUUUGGGAUUCCAAUGGCAGGGGCAGUGAUAAACCCUGUCAACAUUAGGCUAAAUGCAUCCACAAUUGCUUUUCUUCUUGGUCAUUGCACUGCAUCAGUUGUAAUUGUGGAUCAAGAGUUCUUUUCAUUGGCAGAAGAAGCAUUGAAAAUAUGGUCUGACAAAACCAAAACAUUUAAGUCUCCGAUUUUAAUUGUCAUUGGUGAUGAGAAUUGUGACCCUAAGUCACUUAGAUAUGCAUUGAGCAAAGGGGCAGUUGAAUAUGAGGACUUUCUUCGAAGUGGUGACCCUGAAUACAAUUGGAAGCCACCAGAGGAUGAGUGGCAGAGCAUUGCUUUGGGUUACACGUCUGGGACCACUGCUAGUCCGAAAGGUGUGGUUUUGCAUCACCGUGGAGCGUAUCUCAUGUCUCUUAGUGGUGCACUUAUUUGGGGAAUGAAUGAAGGAGCUGUAUAUCUUUGGACUCUACCCAUGUUUCAUUGCAAUGGUUGGUGCUAUACUUGGACACUUGCAGCUCUCUUUGGCACAAACAUAUGCCUCCGCCAGGUAUCAGCAAAAGCAGUAUAUGAAGCCAUUGUUAAGUACAAAGUGACUCAUUUUUGUGCAGCACCAGUGGUGCUUAACUCAAUAAUUAAUGCUCCGGCUGAGGAAACCAUACUUCCUCUACCUCAUGUUGUACAUGUGAAUACUGCUGGUGCUGCUCCUCCUCCUUCUGUUCUUUCCGGCAUGUCUGAACGAGGAUUUCGUGUCACACACACUUACGGUCUUUCAGAAACCUAUGGCCCAUCCGUCUAUUGUGCCUGGAAACCAGAGUGGGACUCACUUCCACCAGAAUCCCGUGCCCGGCUCCAUGCAAGACAAGGGGUUAAGUACAUUGCCUUGGAAGGCUUGGAUGUUGUGAACACAAAAACUAUGCAACCUGUACCUGCUGAUGGUAAAACUGUUGGCGAAAUCGUGAUGCGUGGUAAUGCUGUCAUGAAAGGCUACUUAAAGAACCCUAAAGCUAAUGAAGAGAGCUUUGCAAAUGGAUGGUAUCAUUCCGGUGAUCUUGCGGUGAAGCAUCCAGAUGGAUAUAUAGAAAUUAAAGACAGAUCAAAGGACAUCAUCAUCUCAGGUGCUGAAAAUAUCAGCAGUGUAGAGGUAGAGAAUGCUCUGUACUCGCAUCCUGCUAUACUUGAGACAUCAGUGGUCGCUAGACCAGACGAGAAAUGGGGCGAGUCUCCGUGUGCGUUUGUGACAUUAAAGCCAGGAGUGGAUAGGAGUAACGAGCAACGUCUAGUCGAGGACAUACUGAAGUUCUGUAGGGCCAAGAUGCCUACUUAUUGGGUACCGAAAUCGGUUGUCUUUGGACCGUUACCUAAGACAGCUACUGGGAAGGUACAGAAGCAUCUGCUGAGGGCUAAGGCAAAGGAGAUGGGACCUCUCAAGACGAGCAAGUUGUAAUCAUAUUAGAGUGAUAAUGUCGAUAAAAGCUACUUGUUCUUGCUGGUAUGUGAUGUGUUAUUAGAAUUUGUAAUAAUCAGUAAGAAUUAGUGUUCUAUAAUAAUAAAAGCUUUUAGCUGUUCUUAAAAGCAGCUCAAUGUUUUUAUCUCAUUAUGCAAUUUGGAUACUACCUUUCAGUUCACAGUAAUAUAUUUCAGAAAAUGCUCCUUGAUUGAUACAAAAA